This is a messenger RNA of Arctia plantaginis, 318 nucleotides long. The record is from the annotation of a GenBank genome assembly. NCBI's taxonomy places the organism in Eukaryota, Metazoa, Arthropoda, Insecta, Lepidoptera, Erebidae.
AUGUUGAUAAAAACUAACAGAUGUUAUAAACCUGUACCUUUCUCCCGGGCUGCUGAUGAGGCAAAGGUGGCGGUGCAAUCAGCCUUAGCGGAGGCGGCGCUGGCGGCAGGGCAGCCAACAAUGGGGGCACCAGCGGCACAACACCCCCCAUGGGGAGGGCGACCGCAAAUUUCUGCAUCCCCAUCGUCCCCAUUGUCCAGGGUAAGAACCAACCCCCGCCCGCCUGCAUCGCCCCCCCUCCGGGACCGUACCACGCCAGCGCGAUCAGCUACCUUCACCCCACAUGAACACUACACUAUUAUCGUUGAGAGGUUGUGA